GUUGUGUUUAGUCUGUUGCACUAUGCAGAUUUCGUUCAUCUUGUGUGUUCUCAUCGGCACAUUCCUGCACCCAGCACCGGCUGAGGUGGUGGGGAAUUUCUGGGAUUCACCAGACUGCCUGAAGUUCUUCUAUAAGAAUAAAGUUCCAGAGUUGGGAUCUACACAGGCAGAUGUUGUGUUUUUAUGUCAGCGCUUUUUGAACACGUAUCACUUUUCCACGCUGUACAACACAUACUACCACAUUGCUGUCUAUUCUGCGUACAUAUUUGAGCCGAGCAAUGGAGGAGGAAGAGAUAAGAACUGGUAUCUCGAACCACAGUUGAUCAACAACACAUGGUCGGGUGAAAUGACAGAUGGGUAUAAGCUAUGGAGGGAGAAUCCUGGCAUCUACCUGGGAGAGAGACAGGCUCUGGAUGAGGACUACACAAACUCUGGUUUUGACCGUGGACACCUAAACCCUAAUGGACAUCAUGCAGUUCCAGGUCGUAAUUCCACCUUUACACUGACCAACGUGGUGCCCCAAAACCCCAAACUGAACCAGAAUGCUUGGCGUCUACACGAGUCAAAAAUGACCAACAUGUUUAAAGCAGACUGUUAUCAGGCCUAUGUGCUGGUUGGUGCCAUCCCUUCUUUAAACAACUGGAUCAUAAAGAACAAUGUCAAGAGGGUGAACAUCCCAGAGUACAUCUGGAACGCCUACUGCUGCGUAGAUCAAAAUGGCCGCCCCGUCUAUAGUGGGGCAGCUACUGCAGUCAACAACGAGCUGAAUGUUGUUGUGGAACAUACUUUAGAUGAGAUGGUCGAUUUUCUCCAGCAGUACUCCGAUACACCAGUGGGAGAGCUGUUCAGUGACCAAUGCAAGCCCUGACAAUGAAAUCUGUUGAGCAUUCGAAAGACGUAGUUCUGUGUUUUAAGAUUAUAACAGAAACAUAUGCUGAAUGUGGUUAAAUUGAAAGUCAUUUUAUUGAGUAGCAUCGCAAAACUAAGACAAAUUCAUGUUUAUUAUAUAUGUUAUGUUAUUACUGACAUGAUUAAAUAUAAACCUUACAUGUUUCUGGAAAAUAUGAAUUAAAAAAGUAAACAGGACAA
Molecule: messenger RNA, 1089 nt
Organism: Triplophysa dalaica
Lineage: Eukaryota; Metazoa; Chordata; Actinopteri; Cypriniformes; Nemacheilidae
Product: endonuclease domain-containing 1 protein-like
Exons: 3
Coding region: 23-868 (281 amino acids)
Molecular function (GO): hydrolase activity; metal ion binding; nucleic acid binding
Source: RefSeq, a predicted model, not a curated record